AUGUCUGAAUCCGAUAUUCUGUCUGACGAUGCGGGGACGUUGUUUCAUCCUCUCUGCGGGGAUCCUGAAUACGCUGCGCUAUAUUUUGCAGGAGAAUAUCCCGGAGCCCCUGGGAAAGACCUCGAGGCCGCGCGAGCAAUGGGUCUAUCCCUUGCCUUCAAGACCGACAGAGUAAGCAUCGUACGACUCUUAGCACUUUUGAACCAGAUUAGCCUCCCAUAUGAUCACCCACACAGUCAGGCUAUCAGGGGUGUUUGCGCUGCAACCAAAAUAUAUCAAACUAUACCCACUGCGAAGCUGUCCCUCCAGUCUUUAUCACUGCCUCUCCAUGGAGCAGCCUGGAUCCCACGCCCUGGGCCUCAGAGUGACUUUCAAAAUUCGCCAGGUUUGUAUCACCCCUAUCAUGAUGAUGGAGUGAACUGGGAAAGCGAGGAUAUUACUGCAAGGGAUCCUGAUCCAUACAGCCUGCCACUUUUUGAAACGGCAGAUUCUCACAGCGAAGGACUCAUUCUGAGUAAUCUACAUCUUCUGGAUUUCUCCAGAGGACGAUUGAAACAGAGACUGACACUCCCGAAAGAGGGCGAAGGAUUUUGGACGCAGUGGAAGGCGCCGGAACUAGAUCGCUCUCGCGCUUUUGCAUGCAUUGUAUACUUCGAAUCGGGGUCGCACAACCAUGAUCCUGCAGGCUACAAGAGUGUGAUGGCAGUUUCUUGUGGCGAUUCAAUAUAUGCCGCUGCGUCGCUUUUCUCCGAUCCAUACACCGUGUCUGAGAACUUUCUAAUCAAAAGACUCAUCGGAAAUAUCGGGCAUCCAGGGAUUGUUUUGCUCGUUCCCCCAGCCUGUCCGAUGGUCCGUCCGUCCAACAUAUGCGAUCCCUUUUCAGUCAGACAUGCCGCAUUCGAUGGUCGUUUGAUGGACAAAUUCCCGAAGACUCAAUUGGAACUAUCGUUUACCGGGUACACCGAGUCCAUUCGCAGCGAGGACCGCGGGGCAUGUGACACCACCGUGUGUGUUCUGGAGGCGCAAGUCCGAGUAUACUACGGCGGGAGCUGGGCCGGCGACCUGGAUGUCCUCGCAGCUUUGGAUAGUCCUAUGUUGGAGCGACCGUUUUGCCAUUGUAAACAGACACCAUCGCCUCGGUCCGCCGAUCUUCCGAAUCCCGUCGUGUCAGUCUCGGAUGACGGGGACGCGCAAACGUGGAACGAGGAUUCCACGGUCGAGCUUGCGAGUAUUGACCGAUGGGAAGAGCUACUUCAACCCCCGCCAACGCGCGUGGGGAUCAUCAGAGCACACGGGAACUGGCUGGCGAGGCUGGCGGCAGCGUCGUUGAGCGUGCAGAAAGGGUAUCCCACGUUGGUUCUCCCUCGAAAGAUCUGCUGGACCUGCAUGGGCAAUGCAUCCUCAUCUGAGCAGAGUUUUCUUAUUGGUUAG
This is a messenger RNA of Aspergillus melleus, 1431 nucleotides long. RefSeq lists its product as uncharacterized. Lineage: Eukaryota; Fungi; Ascomycota; Eurotiomycetes; Eurotiales; Aspergillaceae. The record is from RefSeq and is a predicted model, not a curated record. The transcript has a single exon. The coding region runs from base 1 to 1431 and encodes 476 amino acids.